AUGACAGCUUUACGGGCCGCAAUAAAACCCGGCCGCGACCGCGCAGUACUUGUUGCCAGGUGCGGCGGCAGUGCCGCGCAUCUGGCGCCGCGCUGCGGAGCGCUGGUGAACCAGUGCCGCGCCGAGCUGCGCCCCUCCGCUAUCGGCUCCGCGGUGAAGAAUGCCCCGCGCAAACGACCUCGCGUGGCUUUAGGGACGGAGCCGCGACGCGCGGCCGCACUGCGUGCCUUCAGCUAUCUCGACGAGUCGCCCUCCGCAGCUGCUGUGCACCGUCUGCUGUUUCCUCGAGCUCACGGCCCACCUAACAUGGCCGGUAAAGCAGCCGACGCGAAGCUUCUGCCGCAGUGCGCUGCCGCCUUCGUCGUGAACCUGGCGACGCUGGCGAACGGCUACUGCCUGGGCUGGCCGGCGGUGGAGCUGCCGGUGCUAGAGAGCAACGGCACGGCGCUGCGGCCCAGCCCGCUGGAGUCGCCGCUGAGCAAGGACGAGGCCUCGUGGGUGGCGGCCGCCAUGAUCCUGGCCAGCUCCUUCACGCCGCCGCUGUACAGCGCGGUGAGCGCGCGCUGGGGCCGCAAGUUGGCGGGCUACCUGUCUGCGGCGCCGUUCGCGCUGGGCGGUGUGCUGCUGGUGCAGGGCCGCACGCUGGGCUGGCUGGUGGCGGGGCGGCUGCUCGCCGGCGUCGGCUCGGGCGGCGUGCUGGCCCUGGCGCCGCACUACGUGGCCGAGGUCGCGCAGGAGCGCCACCGCGGCGCCCUCGGUACCGUCUUCGCCAUCCAGCUCAACAUGGGCAUCCUGCUGGCCUACUUGGUCGGGGCCGUCGCCACCUACCGCAGCGUCUGCGCGCUCUGCAUCGCGCUGCCCACCGCCUUCGUCGCUGCGUGGACCGCCCUGCCGGAGACCCCGCAGUACCUGCUGUCCCGCGGUCGCGACGUCGACGCCCUCAGGUCGCUGCGGUGGCUGCGCGGAAGCGGCUACGACGUCGAAGGCGAGCUGGAGCGCCUCAAGAAAUCCGCGGCGUCCUCUUCCCGAGAUGAGGACACCGGUCGCGCCCAGGAGAAACCGUCCUUGGCAGACUUCUUCUUGGACCGCGCAUCGCGACGCGCCUUUAUCACGGUGCUGGUGCUGAUCGCGAACCUGCAGCUGUGCGGCAACUUCAUCGUGAUGAACUACGCGGUGGAGCUGUUCUCGGAGGCGGGCAGCAGCCUGGCCGCCAGCGCGCUCACCUCGCAGCUGGUGGACCGCGCCGGCCGCCGCCCGCUGCUGCUGGCCUCCAACGCCGCCGUCGCCGGCUGUCUCGCCGCGCUCGGCGGCUACUUCUACGCCAAGCGGCUCGGCCUCGACGUCUCCCCCGUGUGGUGGCUGCCCGUGGCGUCGCUCUCGCUCUUCGUCGCCGCCUGCAACCUGGGCAUCGCCGCGCUCGUCUUCGUCAUCCUCAACGAGAUGUUCGCGCCCGACAUGGCGCACAUCGCCAUCUCCAUCGGCAUCCCCACCUUCCUGCUGGCCGCCUUCGCGGUGCUCAAGGCCUACGUGUACAUGCUCGCCUGGCUGGACAUCUACGGCUCCUACUGGCUGUUUGCCGCCUGCACCCUGGCCUCCAACGUCUACAUCUUCUUCUUCCUGCCAGAGACGAAGGGUCGGCCGAUUGCCGACAUCGUAGCGGAGCUGAACGGUGGCGCGAAGAAGUCUGCGCGCCACGAAAUGUACGAUCCCGUCGCACAGUCAGAGAAAGCGUGA
Molecule: messenger RNA, 1734 nt
Organism: Schistocerca americana (American grasshopper)
Lineage: Eukaryota; Metazoa; Arthropoda; Insecta; Orthoptera; Acrididae
Product: facilitated trehalose transporter Tret1-like
Exons: 6
Coding region: 1-1734 (577 amino acids)
Biological process (GO): transmembrane transport
Cellular component (GO): membrane
Molecular function (GO): transmembrane transporter activity
Source: RefSeq, a predicted model, not a curated record